CCCCCCCCUCCAUCCUCCAUAUCUCUCUGCUCGAUUUCUUUCUCGCUCUUGGUAUUCCUUUCGCUUUUAUUGGAGAGAACCAGCUAUGAACUCGACACUUGCCGCUCCGCUCUCGGAGAUAGCGCACUACUACCUCACCCAGGUAGACGUCUCCUCGCUCAACAUCUUCGAAAAGGCAUGGAUGAGCUGGUAUAUGUGGUGGGACAACCCCGUGCUUGCCACGGGCUUGAUGAGCUUUAUCAUGCAUGAGGUCGUUUACUUCGGACGCUGCGUUCCCUGGAUCAUCAUUGAUGCGAUGCCUUACUUCCGGAGGUGGAAGCUGCAACCCACUAAGGUACCAACAGCAAAGGAUCAAUGGGAGUGCACCAAGCUCGUUCUUUUCUCCCACUUCACGGUCGAGCUCCCCCAGAUUUGGCUGUUCCACCCCAUCGCCGAGUACCUGGGUAUGGCCACGUACCAGCUCCCCUUCCCGGGAUGGAAGACAAUGGCGUGGCAGAUUGCGCUCUUCUUCAUGUUCGAGGAUGCAUUCCACUUCGUUGCCCACCAGGCGCUGCACUACGGCCCACUGUACCGGAACAUCCACAAGAUCCACCACAAGUACAGCGCACCCUUCGGCUUGGCGGCAGAGUACGCCCACCCCGCGGAAGUCCUAAUCCUCGGCACGGGCACGAUCGGCGGUCCCCUCUUGUACUGCUGGUUCACUCGCGAUCUUCACAUCUUCACCAUGUACGCGUGGAUCGUCCUCCGGCUCUUCCAGGCCGUCGACUCGCACAGCGGAUACGACUUCCCCUGGAGUCUGAACAAGUUCUUCCCCCUCUGGUCCGGUGCAGACCACCACGAUUUCCACCAUAUGGCAUUCACGAACAACUACUCGACCAGCUUUAGGUACCUUGACCACAUUUUCGGCACGGACAAGAAAUACCAUGCGUACAAGGCCCGCCUACGUGCUGCCGCUGCCAAGGACAGGGAGGCACUGAACCAGAAGCUGAUGGCGGAGACGGAGAAGGAAGGCCAGGAAGCAGAACGCAUCGCCGAGCAAUCAGGCUACUUUGGGUCCAAGAUCGCUGCCAAGGUCCAGUAGACGGCUUGUUUGCAGAACAUGGGAACAUGGGUCAGUAAAUACAAUUGGGUCUCGCGGGCUGGCACGAACUUUGCUCCUCUCCGUUUUCAUUCGUUAUGCUAGCUUCGGAUACCAGAGCGUAAAAUGAUGUCCUCAACGAGGUUAGAUCUAUCCUAAUGACAUGCGCUCAGUUAUUUAAAUCAACUCAUAGGGCUGCGCCGAAUAUUGUACAACUUGUUUUGUCGAGAUUCCGGGAAUACGUU
Molecule: messenger RNA, 1323 nt
Organism: Dacryopinax primogenitus
Lineage: Eukaryota; Fungi; Basidiomycota; Dacrymycetes; Dacrymycetales; Dacrymycetaceae
Exons: 3
Coding region: 86-1081 (331 amino acids)
Biological process (GO): ergosterol biosynthetic process
Molecular function (GO): iron ion binding; C-4 methylsterol oxidase activity
Source: RefSeq, a predicted model, not a curated record